AUGAAUGCCGUCGAUGCCUCGGAUCACUACGAGAUCCACUCGGGUGAGGACACGCCGUCGCUCCUCGUCGUCGUCAUUGACACAAACCCGCGCGCCUGGGCAUUGCUGCGUGAUGUGCUGCCAAUAUCAAAGGCCAUAGCCAACAUCCUCGUCUUCAUCAACGCCCACCUCGCUCUCAGCAGUUCCCAUUCCGUAGCCGUCAUAGCGGCCCACACCCACCGCGCAGUCUGGCUCUAUCCGUCGCCACCGAAACCACCUACCCACGAUGCCCGCGACGUCGAAAUGACGGAUGCCGAUGCCGGCAAGGAUAAGAAACCUACGACUUCAUCAGCCAACAAGCUGCCUCAGUUCGCUCAGAUCGAAUCCACCCUCCUUUCCUCGCUCCACGACCUGAUCCAAAAUACUACCAAGGCGGAGCUGGCCUCGACCACGACGACCCUCAUCUCGGGCGGCCUGUCCUUGGCACUCGCACACAUCAACAAGACCAAGGAGCUAGCCAUGGCCACCGGCAUUGACGCCACCAGAGCCGAGCCUGCAGCACCGGGUGUGUCGGCCUCGACGGCUGGCGCAGGCGUCAGCGGCGGCGGCGGCUCCGCGGCCCGGACCGUUCUGCACUCGCGCAUCCUGACCGUGUCCGUAUCCGACUCGAGCGCCGAUCAGUACAUCCCGACCAUGAACGCCGUGUUCGCCGCGUCGAGCGCCGGCGUGCCGCUCGACGUGCUCGCCCUGCGCGGCGCCGCCCCCUUCCUGCAGCAGGGCGCCUUCAUCACGGGCGGCACCUACAUGGCCGCCAAGGAGCCGCGCGGCAUCCUCGCAUACCUCAUGACGGGUUUUGCCAGCACCAGCGGCGUCGGCAGCCAGGGUCUGCUCGUCAGCCCAGGGUCCGAGUCGGUCGAUUUCCGCGCCGCCUGCUUCUGCCACCGCAGGGCCGUCGACACGGGUUACGUCUGCAGCGUCUGCCUGAGCAUCUUUUGCGAGGUCCCACCCGGCGCAGAGUGUCUGACCUGCGGAUCCAAGCUCGCCCUCGGGGCCUAUGGCCACAAGCCUGCCGUCGUGCCGCGCGUGCGCAAGAAGAAGAAGAGGAAGGUUGGCGUCAACGGGGACAGUAGAGAGGGAACCGGUACUCCACGACCUACUUGA
This is a messenger RNA of Pyricularia grisea, 1140 nucleotides long. RefSeq lists its product as uncharacterized. The record is from RefSeq and is a predicted model, not a curated record. Gene Ontology annotation, biological process: nucleotide-excision repair; regulation of DNA-templated transcription. The transcript has a single exon. Gene Ontology annotation, cellular component: transcription factor TFIIH core complex; transcription factor TFIIH holo complex. Lineage: Eukaryota; Fungi; Ascomycota; Sordariomycetes; Magnaporthales; Pyriculariaceae. Bases 1 to 1140 code for a protein of 379 amino acids.